Molecule: messenger RNA, 330 nt
Organism: Penicillium manginii
Lineage: Eukaryota; Fungi; Ascomycota; Eurotiomycetes; Eurotiales; Aspergillaceae
Product: MFS transporter
Exons: 2
Coding region: 1-330 (109 amino acids)
Source: RefSeq, a predicted model, not a curated record
AUGGAUAUAGACUAUGAGAAUGGCCCAGCUAUCCCUCUAUCUGACCAGCGAACCGAGGAUCUCGUGAGAGGGGUAGAACAGUUUCACAAGUGGCUCAAACUCAAGGAUAUCAUCGAAAAAGACACCCUCAUCAAAGGCGCGAAGAUAGCAAGGGCUCCGGACAACUUCGCCCUGGUAGGUCUCAGUGUUCCUGAAGAGGAAGCAAUAACGAGCGAGGAUAAGCAAUUACCCUGGCAAACUAGAGGUCUCCUAGUCACUAUCAUGGUGACUGCUUGCGCUGCUAUUACCCAGUUUGUCUUCAGCGCCCUUAAUCUUCUGAACUUUGCCUGA